CUCGCGAGACUAUGAGCGGAAGAUGGCAGAUGGCUCUUCCUCGUAGGGUGUGUGAGUGUGUGUCGUUUGUUUACCGUUAGAUGCGUCGCCCCGGUGCGUGUUUCAUUCCCGUCCUUCUCCGUUGAGUCACCGGACAGUGUUCAUGUUGUGCGGGCUGCUGUUUUCCACCGCUCAUCUGUGUAAAUAUGACGGGAGAGAAGAUCCGCUCGGUGCGCAAAGAGCGCAAGGCGGGUUUGGAUCUGCUGGAGCCGGACGAGGAACCGGCGGCCACCGGGCCGAUAAAAGCCAACCGAGGCAGCAAGAUCUUCAGCGGCAGCAACCACAAGAUCACCCGCUCCAGUUCUCAGCAGAACCAGAACCACGGGGACACUGACAGCGCGUACCCCGUGCAUGAGUGUGUGUUCAGGGGAGACGUGAGGAGGCUGUCAUCGCUCAUCCGAACUCAGAACAUCGCGCAGAAAGACGUCCACGGAAACACUCCUCUUCAUCUGGCGGUGAUGAUGGGGCAUAAAGAGUGUGCUCAUCUCCUGCUGGCCCACAAUGCACCAGUGAAGGUGAAGAACGCUCAGGGAUGGAGUCCGCUCGCCGAGGCCAUCAGUUACGGGGACCGCCAGAUGAUCACGGCUCUGCUGAGGAAGCUGAAACAGCAGUCGAGAGAGACCGUGGAGGACAAGAGGCCUCGUCUCCUUAAGGCUCUGAAAGAGCUCGGGGACUUUUAUCUGGAGCUCCACUGGGACUUCCAGAGCUGGGUGCCUUUACUGUCACGGAUCUUGCCCUCCGACGCCUGCAAGAUCUACAAACAGGGAAUCAACAUCCGUUUGGACACUACACUGAUCGAUUUCACGGAUAUGAAGUGUCAGCGAGGAGACCUGAGCUUCAUCUUCUGCGGAGACGCCGCUCCCUCCGAGUCCUUCGUGGUUCUAGACAACGAGCAGAAGGUUUUCCAGCGGAUUCAUCACGAGGAGUCUGAGAUGGAGACGGAGGAAGAAGUGGACAUCCUCAUGAGCAGCGACAUUUACUCCGCAACGCUUUCCACUAAAUCCAUCACCUUCUCGCGCGCGCAGACCGGCUGGCUCUUCCGAGAGGACAAAACGGAGCGUGUUGGGAACUUCUUGGCUGAUUUCUACAUGGUCAACGGUCUGGUUCUGGAGUCCAGGAAGAGACGCGAGCACUUGAGCGAGGAGGACAUACUGAGGAACAAGGCCAUCAUGGAGAGCUUCAGCAAAGGCGGGAAUCUCAUCGAGCAGAACUUUGAGCCGACGAGGCGCCAGUCGCUGACCGCUCCGUCCCCGAACACGAUCUCCUGGGAGGAAUACAUCACCGCCGAGACGGGAAAGGCUCCUCAUCUGGGCCGAGAGCUCGUGUGUAAAGAGAGCAAGAAGAACUUCAAGGCGACGGUGGCCAUGAGUCAGGACUUCCCUCUGGGCAUCGAGUCGCUGUUAAAUGUUCUGGAGGUCAUCGCACCCUUCAAGCACUUUAAUAAACUCAGAGAAUUUGUUCAGAUGAAACUCCCACCUGGAUUUCCUGUCAAAUUAGACAUCCCGGUGUUCCCCACCAUCACCGCUACCGUGACCUUUCAGGAGUUCCGCUACGACGAGUUCGACCAGUCCAUUUUCACGAUUCCCAGCGAAUACAAAGAGGAUCCCAGCCGCUUCCCUGACCUCUGAGCCGUCCCAACUUACCCCGUCGACCCCGUCUCCAUCUCCUCCCGAGACGUUUGCAGAUGGAGAGCAGCGAGCUUCAUGUAGACAACACUUGCAACACGGACACAAAGGGAUCGUGCUGAAAGAAAACGGGUUUGCACUACAUGACAACACCGAGUUUCGCGAGAAAGAAGCUCGGGACAUUACGACACGCUAGAAACACUUCACAUCACUGUAACUGGCAGGAAAUAUGGCAUUAUAAAUUAUUACAUAAGCCGCGUUUUCAGAUAUAUAUAUAUCUUUGUACAACUGUUACAAACUUGUAUACUUCACUUAAAGGAAACGUGUAUAUUUAGGAAAGAAGUGGGAGGCGUGUGUGUGUGUGUGUGUACAUGAUUUGAAUUAUAUGUCAUUUCUACAGUGUAUAUAUACCAGCUUGUCCUUUUGUGUUUUUGUUGCAUUAUGGGAAAUGGGCUUGUCACGUUCUCCUUCACUGUGUUUUCUUUGCUUUCUCACAUCCUAAUAACUAGUGUUCCCGAACCGUGAGGAGCGCACAGAGCCGGAUGUAAAUGUAGCAGGAACGUUUCGAUGGACGGGAACUUUCAGCCGCUGCAUCCCGUCGGUUUGGUUUAACUUUUUCACCUUGAUAGAUGGAUGUAAAUAAUUUAAAUUUAAAAAUGUUUUCCAAUGUAGUAUAAUUGACAUGUAUAACUGACGAGUACGUUUAUUGAGAUAUUACUGUGGCGUUUCCAGAGACGUUUGGUGAUACGGCUACGACAUCUUUCUGGAGUGUUUUAUAUGUUUUUGCUGUGUGCCGAGGGAAAAGAAAAUCCUGACAUGUUUGCACCAGCAAAAUCCCUUUGGAAAAUGUUAUUUUUAUGUUUUAUGAGUUUCGUUUUUUCCUCCUCAGAAUGUAAACGAGCUCCAACACUUCCAUGACCCACUACUGGCUAGUGUGGACAACUCUUGUGUUUUACUGUAUUCCUUUUUUAUUUUUAAUACCAGCUUCUUUCCCUGUGUUUUUCAUUGUUUUUAGAUUUGCUUUGUCUUCAGUACUCAAGAUUUUCUCCCAGAUGCAUUGAGCUCCUUGAUGUACAGCAGGAACCUUGUAUGAACCUGCUGGACUUUUACAUGACAAAUUGUAAUUAAUAAAAUGUCCACGUAUCAA
Pimephales promelas (fathead minnow) is the source of this 2811-nucleotide messenger RNA. RefSeq names its product ankyrin repeat domain 13C (gene ankrd13c). Gene Ontology annotation, cellular component: cytoplasm. Gene Ontology annotation, molecular function: signaling receptor binding. Lineage: Eukaryota; Metazoa; Chordata; Actinopteri; Cypriniformes; Leuciscidae. Gene Ontology annotation, biological process: protein retention in ER lumen. The record is from RefSeq and is a predicted model, not a curated record.